Molecule: messenger RNA, 1476 nt
Organism: Aplosporella prunicola CBS 121167
Lineage: Eukaryota; Fungi; Ascomycota; Dothideomycetes; Botryosphaeriales; Aplosporellaceae
Exons: 2
Coding region: 125-1399 (424 amino acids)
Molecular function (GO): protein binding
Source: RefSeq, a predicted model, not a curated record
CUCAGCGGGGCAGCAACAAUCGUCCCGCGCACAGACGCCAGCAUCAGAAAUUCGCGGAGCUCCCACGCAGCUCUCUCCCACAACCUCCAGCGCGCGCGCAACCGCACGCCGCCCCAACAUCACAAUGUUCGACACAGUAUGCAACCUCCCGCUGUCCUCGGACCUCUUCGCGCAAGCCGUGCACCCGCACGCUCCCCUCGUCGCCGUCGGCCUCUCGGCCGGGCACGUCCAGGCCUUCCGCCUGCCGGACGAGGAAGCCGCAGACGGCCCUGCUGAGCACGGCUUCGGCCAGAUCGAAACGGCGUGGCGCACUCGCCGCCAUAAGGGCAGUUGUCGCGCGCUGGGCUUUGGUACCGAUGGCGAGGUGCUUUAUUCGGCGGGGACGGAUGGGCUGGUCAAGGCGGCGAGUGCGGAGACGGGGGUUGUGGUUGCGAAGAUGGCCGUGCCGAGUUCGGGCGCGCGCAGCGACGAAAUCGACGCGCCCUCGCUCCUGCACGUCCUCUCGCCGCAGACGCUCCUCCUCGCGACCGACUCCUCGGCCCUACACCUCGUCGACCUACGCGUCGACAACGCGCCGCGCGGGGGUUUCGCGUCGCGCGCGCCGCAGCAGACGCACCACCCGCACGAUGACUACAUCUCGUCGCUGACGGCGCUGCCGGCGUCGGCGGCCAGCACGUCGGGCUUCAGCAAGCAGUGGGUGACGACGGGGGGCUCGACACUGGCGGUGACGGACCUGCGGCGGGGCGUGCUCGUGCGCAGCGAGGACCAGGAAGAAGAGCUGCUGAGCAGUGCGUUUGUCGGCGGACUCGGCAAGCGCGGCACCAGCCAGGGCGAGAAAGUGCUGGUCGGGGGCGGCGGCGGGGUGCUCACGCUGUGGGAGCGCGGCGUGUGGGACGACCAAGACGAGCGCAUCACGGUGGACCGCGGCGCGGGCGCAGGCACCGGCACAGGCGAGUCCCUCGACGUCAUCACCGUGCUGCCGGACGGCGUGGGCCCCGCGGGCAAAGUCGUGGCUGUCGGCCUCGGCAACGGCCUCGUCCGCUUCGUCCGCGUGGGCGCCAACAAGGUCGUCGGCGAGAUCAGCCACGACGAGACGGGCGAGAGCGUCGCGGCUGUCGGCUUCGAUGUCGCGGGCCGCUUGAUCACGGGCGGUGGCCAGACACUCAAGAUCUGGCAUGAGGGCGCCGGCGGCGUGUCUACGGAUGCGGAGGCUGGCGCGGACGCUAAGCGCGGCUUGGAUAGUGAUGGGGAUAGUGAGGAUGAAGACGGCAGUGACAGGGAUAGCGACGAGGAUAGCGAUGAUGAGGGUGGCAGGAAGCGCAGGAAGAAGAGGAAGCGCGGCAAGGGCAAGGAUCGUAGUGGUGGGCAGCAUGUCAUGAAGUUCAAGGGGCUGGAUUAAGUGGUGGUGGGGUGGUGGGGUGGGUGGGUUAUUGUGGGAGAGAAGAGCGCAGUCGAGUGCGUCUCAGCAUGCAUGCA